Molecule: messenger RNA, 1953 nt
Organism: Bipolaris maydis ATCC 48331
Lineage: Eukaryota; Fungi; Ascomycota; Dothideomycetes; Pleosporales; Pleosporaceae
Source: RefSeq, a predicted model, not a curated record
AUGGCCUCACAUAACGCUACCUCGUACACUGCAGUUCCCAGAAGGAAUUCCGACAGCCGUUUCUCUUUCGAAGACAUCCCGUCCGAAACACCAUCUGGAGGUCAUCAAGGCUAUGGACACCCAUCUGCACGGAGAAGCAUCAGCGAGGAAGAUGAUUUGCAUCCUCACACAAAUACAUCGACUUCCACAGCACAGGCUAUAUCCUUCCCCAGCGACCACCAGAGCAACGAAGACACAAUACAGUCUGCAGAAUGGAAGAUAUCUCUGUACACGCCAAUUUCGAUGAUUGCCCUCUUCAUUUCCGGAGUAGCAGUGGCGAUUGGUCACCACCUCUUCUACUUGCGCUUCGACAGUAGUCCUGUGCGAGGAGCAGAUGAAGACUAUACCUCUCAAGUUUGGAUCAUCCGAUACGGAACGGCAUUUGCGUUUGUCACAAAGACACUACUAGCGGGUGCGAUUAUCAUAGCGUACAAGCAACACAUGUGGAUCAACCUCCGGCACAAGGCCAAUUCAGUGUCUACGAUUGAUGCGGUUUUUGCAGCUACUCACGAUCUUUUAUCUUUCCUUCAUCCUUCGUUCUGGGCCAGAGCAAAGAUCCCGGCAUUGAUGGCAUUGAUUGCAUGGUGUCUACCCCUCGCUGCUCUCAUUCCGCCUUCCACUCUUACUGUAACUGGCGCUGAGCUUUACAGAGAGCGAUUCACAAAAGUCCCAACCCUCAAUCUCAACGACACCGCCCUGUACAAAAGUGAAGGCAUUGGUGAAGGCACUUCACCCCUACUCCACCGCUUGACCAUUGCCACUGCCACAAGCAUGCAAAUCCUCCCUAUGCGCCGCACCCUCCCCAUCAACGCAACCUAUAACUACUCCUUCGACGCUCCCUCCCUAAAAUGUGCCCCCGCGACCGGCGACCAUCUCCAGAACUUCACUGCCAUCCGCAAAGAAUCCAUCCGCCAACUCCUCGAUCUAGCUGGCCAAAGCCUCUCCGCCGAUGCCGACAUGCGCUACCUCUCCUUUUCCGCCAACACCACAGGCGUCAGCCUCACAGGCUCCGAGAACGUAACCACGUACGUAGCCAAAUGCGUCGCAGGUGAACGCUUUGACGACUGCGGCACCAACUCCAACAUUCCCACCUUUUUCAUGCAAAUGGGCAACGAAACCAUAACCUGCACCACACACAAUACAAAAUUCACCGCCCUAUUUGGCGAUUUUGGCGCCCAAGACACUCAACCCGUCACCUACGUCUCGCACGAAUUCAAAGAACCGCUCAACACAGAAGUAACAGGCAGAAUGUUCAGAGCCCUCUCUACCAUCCUCAACGGCUUCUUCGGCGCCUUCACCGAAGGCGGCGCAGCCGGCGGCUAUUUUUCCGGCAAAUCAAUGAUCCCAGACACCGCGCUUCUCGAGCUUCUCCAGCAAAAUUUCCCAGACCUACGCAAUACCGUGCCGCAGGAAGCCUGGAUGUCGCAGCGUACCAAUACCACUCUCGCGGACAUGGUCGAAGAGCUAUCGCGCAACCAAACGCUCAGUCUUUUUAGCAACGAGAGGCUUUGGGAAACCGACGAGGCCAAGAAGGCAGAGGUGCCCGUUCGCUAUUAUACUUUUUACAACAUGUAUGAGUAUACCCCGCGCAAUCUGUGGAUCGCGUAUGGGGCUGCAAUCGUGUGUUCGUUUGCCGCAGUGCUGCUGGGGCUCAGGGCCCUAUGGCUGAAUGGCGUGUGCCAUGAUAAUUCUUUUUCGGCGGUCAUGGCCGCGACGCGGAGUAGGUAUCUCGAUCGGCUUACACGCGGCCAUUCGCUGGGGGCUACGCCCAUGGGCGAGAAGAUUCUCAGGGCGAGGCUGCGGUUUGGGGUCCUCGAGCCAGAGGAUGAGGUUGCGGCCAAGGGCAUGUAUAGGGCUGGGUUUGGCACCGAGGAUAGCGUUACGACGUUGAAGAAGGGGCAGGCUGUUUAUUGA